AUGGAGGCAAAUGAUGAGGGUGCCAAGGAAGCGCUGGACUUACUUCGCCUCACCUCAGACAUGUGGAUAGAUGAGCGAUCGUUUGCUAUUCUGGAAACAUUGGGCGAAGGCACAUUUGGCAAAGUCUUUCGAGGAGUUGUGUUUGUCAGUGGUUGCGCUGUGGUCUGUGCAGUUAAGACCGUGAAGAACCCUACAACCGAAACAGAG
Molecule: messenger RNA, 207 nt
Organism: Sphaeroforma arctica JP610
Lineage: Eukaryota; Ichthyosporea; Ichthyophonida
Exons: 1
Biological process (GO): protein phosphorylation
Molecular function (GO): ATP binding; protein kinase activity
Source: RefSeq, a predicted model, not a curated record